GGCGUUCUUCACGCAACAUUCAUGCCCUCGUAGCUGCACCGUAAUCGCCGAGUAGUUACCGGCGGCGAUUGCGUCGUGUCCAAAGUUCUUCGCGCCUUCCAUUGAGCGUCGCGGAGGCUUUCGGCGAGACGUGGGGGCAAUGACGUCACGAUGGAAGAGCUCGACGAAAACACCAGCGGCAGCAGCAGUGGUGACAGCGAUGAGCCGACGACGAACGACGACGCUAAUCCACGUGUCGCUCCGCAGGAGCAGCGCUCCGAUUCUGAAACCUCUGACACAUUCGUCGACGAGGAUAACCUUGGCAGGGACGGGCAUCGCAGGAGGACGAUGACGUCGUACGGACGAGAGUUGUUCUUCGUUACGCUCUUGCUCCUGGCGAGCUGGGCGGCGUUGCACGAAACGGCCAAGAAGACGCGACCGGCGUCGCCUCCUCGACGCUUCUUUGCAAAACAUUCGCCCGUCAAUGACUCCUACAGAGGUCAGCUGGACCCGGAGCGGGUGCACAGGUACGACGUGUCCCUCGUCCUGUACUACGCGCCCUGGGACGCCGCUAGCAUGCGGGCCCGCGACGCCUUCGAGUACCUGGCGUACCGGUACCGGGGCCAGUUCGCCUUCGGCGCCAUCAACUGCUGGUGGCCCAACGGCCGCUGCCGAAAGCGCCACUCGCUCUCGCACUACCCCAUCGUCGUGGCGCACGUCCGAGACUUCGGAGACAUCGUCUUUCCCACGAACGUGACGCCCACGAUGCGGACGCUCGACGGCUUCCUGCAACACGUCUCGGCGCCGCUGGUGCGCGUGACAAGCGCCGUCGACCUCGCGGUUCUGCUUCGACGCCACACGGCCGUGGUCCUAGGGACCGUGGGCGACCCCAGGGGUCGCGCGUACGAGAGCUUCUACGGGUUCGCGUUGCAGGCCCUCACUCGUGACCCCUGGCGGGACGUGGCGUUUGCCGUGGCCGUGGACGGCCGUGCCGCCGUGGAGAUUGGCGUCGAGCACUCUGUGACGCUGUUCACCUGGAACGCGUCGUUGGGUUACAAUGAAAAAGGUGCGGACUACAAGACUGCACUUGAUUGGACGUUCAACAAAGCUCGUGAGGCUCGAACACUUCACUGGGUGUCUCCCUCUGGCCUGAAAAGCAGGAGUCUUUCGAAGCUCAUUGAGAACCAGUCAACGCUCAUCCUUUAUGCGGAGCAUGGCAGCCCAGAAUACUUUCAGAUGCAUCAGCUGUCCCAGGACUACAAGGCGUGUGACCUCAAAGGCCGCUUCUCAGGCCUCAGCUGCCGGACUAACAGCACUGUCAAUUUUGUGGCUCUGGACGGGAGGCACACGGAGUUUGCGCCACCUGGCCUCCUCUCUGAUGGCAUCCCUACCGCCGUCAUUUAUGCUGCGAAGGAUGAAGCCCAGUAUGUUAUUCGUGGACCCGUGACCGCGCCCACAUUAAAAAAGCUCGUCGUCGACUUUGCUGACCGCGUCUUGGACCGCCACUUAAACUCGGUUGGACCGGAUUCGAUCGUGCUGGGUGGCACUCACGGCCUUGUUGCUGAACUCAGCAGCAAGGGCUUCCGGAAGCUGAUGUUGGACACUACACGGGAUGCAGUUGUGCUAUUUUAUGCAUCUUGGUGUGGCUUCUGCAAGGCCAUCUAUCACCACUUCUUUGCUGCGGCAAAGUUCUUCAGAGGUUUCAAAGGCCUCAUCUUUGCUAGGGUCGAUGCAUUCAAGAAUGACCUGCCCUGGGAGUUCACUGUACAACAGUAUCCCACCGUCAUUUUCUUUUCGCGCAAAAAAGCGGACAGCGUCCAGUAUUCUGGCUACAUCACCACUACGCGGCUUGUACGCUUCGUGUUGCGACACCUUCGCCACGAGGUGGCGAGGCAGCUGGUGAAUACGCUGUGCGAUUCGCGAAUCUGCCUUCUGCGAAGCUUACGCAAGCUGCAGGCAUGGCGGCUACGCUGCUCAAGACUGAACCUGCCUCCGUCGAGGCUGGCAGAAACACACCGUAGGGAAAAGACGUUACGCAACUUGUUGCUGACUCGGCUACGACGGAGAGGGCGCUCAUGAUGUUUGUCGUUGUCGUAGGGCAUUUUUUACAAUUUUGUGUAAAAUUUACCGUGGACACGAAUAGCAGUGGUGCAACGGCUGCCAUUCUUUCGAGCAACGAAUUUUUUUGAGACUGCAGUGCGCGUAGCAUGGACUACUUUGUCUUGUAGCUUCGAACGUUGGUGCCUGCAUGCCACGUGACUUUUCAAAGAGACAGUGCUCGCCGACUGCAUCCUGCCUGAAGAAGCGUUCGUCGUCGACAGUGUUUUAUAUGACGCACAUCCGUCGUGGCAUUGCAGAGUGCUUGCCAUUGCUAAGCACAAUGCAACGAGAUUACUGUGUGAGGGGAGACUCCCUGUAAUGAAAACGUCAGCGCUGCAAUUCUGUCAGCGUCGCGCACACAUCACUUUUCCAGCCCACAUGCGAAGGGGGCUGUCUUCAGCACGACCAUUUUUGGGAGUUCGAAUGCCUUUUGUAGCAAAUGUAGUGUCCUGUUUUUGAAAUGAUUGCUCCGAUAGCUGGGUCACUGUGGUUUACAUAAUCCGUUUUGAAAGAUGGUGCUGCAAACGUUUUCUUACUAGAAGUUAUGAAUUGAGAUGCUCAGAUGUCGAAGACAUUAAUCGAAUGCAGCCACUGCUUCUUUCACAAUACUGUGACGGUGGCAAAGGUGUAUAAAGGCUUUAGUGUGUUGUUGACCAGCAGAACCUAUUUUCUUAGAUUGCAAAAAACUCUAAGAAAUGUCAUGGAAUUGUGUCAAGCACCGAAAUGACGCUUCUGUCACAGAUUGUAUUUCUGUAGCAGCUCACUGCAGCAUUUCCUGGCCGUGCGGCCAUUGUGCAAUCAUCAGCCCUCUAAUUUAGAAACAUCCUGGUGAGAUUCAAAUGAAAUGCUUUAUUGUAAUUUCUUUUAUUUUUGUCAAUAGUUAUAUUGUCUAUUGUCGCUUAGAAUGAUUGACUGGAGUUUGCUCUGUCAGCAUCUGUAUACCUUGUUUGUCUUUAGUCUUUUAGGAUGAAGGCCGUUAGAUAUUGAUUACUAAUUUAAUGUUGCGACUUUGUUAUGGUGAUGGAUUUCUUGGUUUAGCAGGGAGAAAGCAAUAUACGUUGUGGCCUUGCCUUCUUGUUAUAGGUUUUUCGGUGAUUUAAGAAACAUUGGAUUUCAUUAAUGCUUGUUACUUUGAGUCAGCAUUGCGUGUGAGAUAAUUUUUAAUUUUAUUUUGAGACUGAACUUAUCCGAUUGUCUUGCAAUGUCUAUUUAUGGAGCUAUAUUGUCUUUUAAAUAGAUAAAUCCAUGCCGUACUAUCUGACGAUAGAAAACAUGUGAAAGUGACUUAACAGCUUAGUAACGAUGGAGGUAAGGAUGAGCAUUAAAUGCCUGCUAUAUUUCACUUUAAUUCUCGCUUCUGAGUUUAUAAAUUUUUGCUUUGAGUUUUGACUGCAAACACAGUGUUGCACAAAUGUUGGGAAUCUGAAGCACUAGAAAUUUGAACUGCUCACAAUGCAUUCUGUAACCAUCCAUGAGCUAUUCAGUAAUAAUUUCUUAUAUCUUUUUUCUACAUUAUAUAAUGACUGCAUAAUUAGCAGAGUAUCUGUGAGCUGGUAAAUCCAUGUUUAGAAUUGUUGCAGACUGGCCAGGAAAGACAAUCAUGCUUGAAAAAACUCAAAUGACUCGCAUUUUCUUGGCAGUGCUAUAGAUCUGUGCAGUUUGUCUACAAAUGCAUUACUGUUCAGUAUGUGAUAAGAGACCAAGCCAUGCAUGAAAUAUGUUACGCCCGAUCACUGUAUUUCACCGUUCUCAGAUCAUGCUGGCAAGAUUUAUCAUUUUUUAUGGUAAAGUUAUUUUUCAGAGGCUAGGCUGCUAAGCGAUUACAGGAAGAAGUGAAAACAUAUGCCUUUUUUUCUGCUGUUUCUGCUGUCAUUUUGUAUUUGUGAAGCUGUCACUGUUAACACAAUGGGCAGCUGUUUCCCAUCUACUUUUUAGCAUAAUGGAUUAUUUCAAGAAAAAUCUUGCCUUUUAUGAUUACGGCCAGAUAUAAUGGGAUACAAGGAGUUCUCUUGAAGGUAAAUUUCUGUUGGCUGAGCUGUUCCAUGACACACGUUGCUAAGGUUGAGAGUACCUCUAGGUGUUUUCAGAUAUCCAGUUUUAUGUGGGUAUGAUUCAACAUUUCAUAGCUGGUACAACAGGACACUGUGUUGACAGUAUCCUUCGGGUUAGUGGGAUAUUCCAUUUCUUAAUAGUCCUAAUAUGGCUUGUUUCCAUAGUCACUGUACUAAGAUAUCACUAGUGAUAGUUUAGCUUGCCUUGUGUCUACUGGUUUGAGACAAGAUGUUUUCUGGGGGCUCAGUUGUAGCAGUUUUAUUGCAAAAAUGAAAAUUGGUUAUUUGACAGAUUAGUCAAAACAUUUCAGAAUGCAAGCAAUGUGUUUAUUAACACUGCUUUUCUCAUGCUAUGCAGAGAGUUUGCAAUGCCUGCUGGAACAAAAUUGCACGACAAUGAUAGAAAUUAAGUUAUGAAGAAAAUUCUCUAUGAAAGCAUUGAGCAAUAUAAUUUUUAGUGGCACCUACAGUGUGCCAUGCCGUAUUAGAAUUUAAAUCUUUUCGAACUGUCCUGAAAAAAAAAAAAAAAGAAGUAAUAAAUGAGAUGCUCCCACCGUCAAACGAUGUGUGAACCAUGAAUGUCGAAUAGGCCGCGUGUAAUUAUGAGUGGUCUCCAAAUGUGUAAAAGUGAUAUUUCCUCAUUCUCACUGUGCAGCAAUGUUCGUAAGACCUUAUAGAUUUUGCCAGAUUUAUGUUUCUAAAUAGUGAUUAGCGCUAAAUUUUGGUCUGCUAAUUGGCGAAGACAAGUAGAGCUCAAGUGGCAAAACUUGAGGCACUCAUGAGUGCCCUGUUUGCUUGUCUUCUACCUUAAUCCUUGUGAAGCAUUGCACGUGAACACACAUGAACCAAUCAGGUACAUGUACUGUCUUGUAAUGUAAUGUAAGUAAUGGACCCCUGUGAGAGCAUUGCUAGACUACACUGAACUGCAUCACUGUGCCAACUACUUCCUCGCCACUUGAGCUCGCAUCGUGCUGAGACCCACACAGUGUGCGUGUGUGACCUAUGUUACUCACCAGCAUGACUGUUUGCUCAGUCCGAUGUGCUGCGCUACUCCUUGGCGAGUUCUGUAUAAGCUUAGGAUAUAGCCAAAAUCAUGCCAAACCAAUAAAGGACAGACAUGCACGCUGCGUGGGCAUCGCAGAUAAGCUCAAGUGGCGAGGAAGUAGGUGGCAUUGCGAUGCACUUCAACAUAGUUCGGCCACUUGCUCACAGAGGUCUGUUACUUUUGCUCAUAAGUACAUCCAAGACAUGAGGUCUUCAUGAACAUACAAUACUUGAACACACAAGGACACAAUGAAAAUUUACGUGCCAAACUGUGGUUAGUAAUUCAGCAUUUAUUACUGCAAUAUUUUUAGGUGGCCUCCUGCAGAAGAGUAUAGUGACCACUAAUGCCAUCUGUGAACAAAUUUUUCAUGAGAAACUUUACAUUUUGUAUCACCAUAACAUUCUAGUUUAUUACUAUACCUACCUCAAGACGUUUUCAAAUUUUUUAUGAUGAUGCUAACCCGAAGGCUUUCUUCUAUUUGUAUCUUCCCUAUUUUUUAAUAUUUUUUGGUAUGUUCAUGUCUGAUUGCUUAGUUAUGCUCCUCGAAGUUUUCACUUGUUCCAUGCUUAUUAUGGAACAUAAAAAAAUCAGGAGUGGUCAAGUCAGGGCAAGUCGGAAUGGUAUUCACGCCCACUUUAUCAUGUUUUUUCACUGCCACUACGAGCCACUAGUUCUCGCCACAUACUAGUGCUAGAUCACAUGCAUCUGUAAUGGUUUCCUGCUUUGCAUAUGCAUGAGGCUGGGAAUUUCAUACUUGCCAACAGGGGUGUUUCUGAGUUCUCGCUAUACGUUGAAAGCUCCUAUUUCCCUCUUCAGUUGUUUUAUAAGCACUGGUUCUAACUUUUGGUCAUUCGUGUUUCAUGCAGACUGCAAGUCUCUGUUCUGUGACAUGUUUUCUUUUACGUGACAUUCAAUUUAAAGUGCUGGUAUUUGGUGACGCCACAUCAAUUAACUUUGUGCUCAGACUUUGUUCCGUUGAGUAGCGUCUGCAGUGGCUGCCGUUGGUGUUGCUGCAUGUGGCAUGUCUGUGCAUGGUGCAGGAAAUUUUGUGCCUUACUUUGGGACAAACCCUAUUACUUUCUCUGUACAGUCUGCCUCAAUUUUGUGGGGUGGUGAUUAAAUGGAUAGCGUUUCGUCAAACUUUGUGCCAGCCACUUCAGGAAUGGUUCAUUAUGUCUUCUAAUGUAUGAUUAUUAUUCUUGCAUAAGUCAGAAUGCAGUGGUGCUUUUCUAAAGUCAUUCCUGUACCUUCAACGACUUUUCCUGGGGAGUGUGUUGGGCUGGUCAAUACAAAUAAUUUAAAUAAACUGCUCGCAUCUC
Molecule: messenger RNA, 6494 nt
Organism: Dermacentor silvarum
Lineage: Eukaryota; Metazoa; Arthropoda; Arachnida; Ixodida; Ixodidae
Product: thioredoxin domain-containing protein 11
Exons: 9
Coding region: 151-2058 (635 amino acids)
Source: RefSeq, a predicted model, not a curated record